Molecule: messenger RNA, 1824 nt
Organism: Aegilops tauschii subsp. strangulata
Lineage: Eukaryota; Viridiplantae; Streptophyta; Magnoliopsida; Poales; Poaceae
Molecular function (GO): nucleic acid binding; RNA-DNA hybrid ribonuclease activity
Source: RefSeq, a predicted model, not a curated record
AUGCCGGGGAGCAGCGGCAUCCUCACUAUGGCUGGUGACACUAAGUAUGCCUUGUUGGCCCUCAAGCUCGCCUUCAGGACCGCGGCUACCGCGCGGACGAGGGAGGAAGAAGCCCCAGAGGCUCCGGCGGCUGCACCAGCAAAGAAGAAGCAGCUGUUCUCCCAAGACCACGCCGAGACGAAGCAGGUGCCGAUUGACGAAGACGGAGCAUCAGGCGCCACCUUCACUAUAUCUACAGGCCUCCCUCUAGAUCACGAAGAGGCGUUGGUCAGUUUUUUGCGCGAAAACAAGAACCUGUUCGCAUGGGAGCCCAAGGAUCUGGUCGGAGUCCUAAGGGGGGUGAUUGAGCAUCACCUGAGGGUGUGCCCUAACGUACGCCCGGUGAAGCAGAAGGUGCGGCGGCAAUCCACGGAGAAGCAGUCAUUCAUCGUCCAAGAGACCCGCAAGCUACAAGAUGCUGGUGUCAUUCGGGAAGUGCGGUACCCGGAAUGGUUGGCGAACCCAGACAUCGUCCCCAAGAAGGGCGGGAAGGAACGUUACCACCAGAUCAAGAUGGUGGUACAGGACGUCGAGAAGACAACCUUCUUGACCCCAUGUGGGGUGUACUGCUACACCUGCAUGCCAUUCGGGCUGCGUAAUGCCGGAGCAACUUUCCAGCGGCUGAUGCACAUCGGUCUAGGCCGGGAGCUUGGGAGGAAUGCCGAGGCCUACAUCGACGACAUAGUGGGCAUAUUUUCAACAGCAAGGACCCUCAUCGAGUACCUGGAAGAAACAUUCGCCAGUCUGCGCAAGGUGGACCUGCGGCUCAACCCGGAGAAAUGUGUGUUCGGCGUCCCCUUCGGUAAGCUACUGGGCUUUCUUGUGUCACACAGGGGAAUCGAGGCAAACCCAGAGAAGGUCAAGGCGAUAGAAGAGAUGAGCCGGCCACAAACGCUCAAGGAAAUGCAAAAGCUGGCAGGCUAUGUGACCUCGCUGGGGCGCUUUAUCUCCAAGUUGGGGGAGCGCGCCCUCCCGUUCUUCAAGCUAAUGAAAAAGAAGGGUCCGUUCGAGUGGACUCUGGAAGCUGACGCAGCAUUCCAAGACCUCAAGAGAUACCUCACCAGCCCACCGGUGAUUGUGGCAGUGCGUCCUCUUGAGCCCCUGGUGCUUUACCUGGCUGCCACGCCUCAUUCAGCCAGUGCAGCGCUGCUAGAGUUCAACAGCACCAGGGUCAUCAAGGGUGCUGCACUCGCCGACUUCGUGGCGGAAUGGACCGACGUUCCAAGCACUGAGUUAGGCGUGUACCGACCCCUCUUGCCAGGAAGCGAGGGCGAGCAGGUCUCCAACAACAUCGUGGUGUACGAAGGCUUGAUCGCCAGUCUGAAGGUUGCGGCAGCCUUGGGAGUGAAGGGCCUCACCGUCAAGGGCGACUCCCAGCUCCUCGUCAACUUCUCCAACCAAGUAUACGAGCCAAAGGAUGAACACAUGGAAGCAUACCUGGCGGAGGUACGCAAAAUCGAGAAGCAAUUCUUGGGUCUGGAACUGCAGCAUGUGCCACGCGGCAUGAACAAGGAAGCGGACGACAUCGCCAAGAGGGCGUCCCGGCGCCUGCCUCAGAAGCCCGGCGUCUUUGAGGAGCGGCUCUUCAAGCCCUCAGCAGCCCCUCCUGUUGCGGGCCCAACACCGCCCCAGGAGGAGCUCCCCCAGCGCCCCUCUCAGGAGCCCCCGCUUGUGGCCCAACCUUGGGAGCGCGUCUGCUCCUCGCGCUCGAGCCUCAGGAGGGGUGCUGGACCAAAGAAUUCAAGGCAUACCUGCUUCAGGGAGCCCAGCCAGAGAAGGAGGUAG